AUGAUGACACGUGGAAAACAACGCCUGAGUAAAGGAACAAGCGCUACACAAGGCAAAGCCACCAGCGUUGGUGCUAAAAGGCCUAGUUCCACCCGUUCUGUCCCUUCUGUGGCAUGCAAGCGUUCACGACGAGUCCCUCCAAACAACGGCCCUGUCCAAACACCCCAUCUUGCAGACGCUACGCAUCCAGCUGAACUCGAAAGGCAACCCCUCACGGGUAAUUCCACCACUGCAGUGGAUCGUCAAGAACUAACGACCUCAUUGAACCCGUCGUCGGUCUCCAUUCCGGAUCUGACAAAGGCAGUGUCAGCCGCUGUGAUAAAAAGUUUAUCUGAGGCAGGCGUUAUCCCGUCGGCGAACACUGUCCCAACCACAGAGCAGAAUGCUGAUCCAGCUGCUGCUGUACAGGAGUCAGUGGCAGCUGUUGUUCAGGAUUUAACUGCUGAGGGCCAUAAUUUUCAAUCAAAUAAUGAUUCUGUAAUUUCGGGCAGUCGCGAUGCUAACAGUCGGCCUGGUACUAUUCACAAGUUGAUUUCCAUUCCCUUAGCGAGUAGGGUAUCCGAAAAACUGCAAUCUAAAAUCUGGGCAAACGAAUAUGUCGAUUUAGGUAACCUUUUCGCAACGUUGCCCGGGGACCCCAAAUACAAUUUUAACAAUAAAAAAUUUACCUGGGUCUUCAACGCCAACUGUUAGUCCCGAGCCUGUGCAAAACACAAAGCGCAUACCUACAAUCGAUCAGUGGACCUCUGCUUUUCAAAUUUUUGUUGCUAUUUAUUGUUGCUAUUGUGCAAAACACAAAGCGCAUAGCUACAAUCGAUCAGUGGACCUCUGCUUUUCAAAUUUUUGUUGCUAUUUACACAGUGCGUUUUCCAGAAACGGCACCGGCCUUGAUGAAGUAUAGUGCGACGGUGCGUGAUUUAGCGGCUAAAAAUGCGCAUUGGCGCUAUUACGAUGAGAAUUUCCGCUAUUUGCGGCAAAAAUCCCUUUUUCCCUGGGAUGAAAUACACUGGGAAUUGUGGUUGCAGGCGCACCACAUGAUGCGUAGUUCAUUUCCAGCUUCUCCAGGAAACAACGCUAAUAAACAAUCGUCUCAGCCCUUUCCAAAAGGAUUUUGCUAGAAAUUUCAUCAAGGCGAAAAAUGUUUUGGCUGUAACUUCAAACAUGAAUUUUUCAAAUGUGGGGCAACCCAUUCGACUUUUCGAUGUCGUGGGACCAAACCCUCCGCCGCUACAUCACGCCCCGCCUCGGCACAUGCCGCUACCAACACCAAUCAAGUAAAUAAAGUAAAUUAGAGUUUUAUUUAGACGGUUAUCCACCGGCGUCGAAGCGCUAUCUACUAGAUGGUUUCUUAAGAGGGUUUUCUCUUGAUUACGUCGGAUAUCACGAGAUGUCCUUCUGCAAUAAUUUGCUGUUAGCAAUUCGAAAUCCUUCAGCUGUCAAUGAAAAACUUUCCAAGGAAUUAAAAUUAGGUAGAAUAGCUGGACCUUUUUCUGAAAAGCCUCUUUCUUCAUUACGUUUAUCGCCGUUAGGUUUAAUCCCUAAGAAAGCGCCAGGGGAAUUUCGCUUAAUUCAUCACUUAUCUUUUCCUUAUGGCACAUCUGUCAAUUCUCAUAUUCUCAUAUUCCUACGGAAGCAUCUUCAGUUCGCUACACAUCAAUCGACGAUGCUAUUAGGAUUAUUAGGCGCACAGGCAGGGGCUGUGCGCUUGCAAAGACAGAUGUCAAAAAUGCUUUUCGACUGAUCCCGGUUAACCCAAAUGAUUACGACCUGCUUGGUAUUUUUUGGCAAGAUCACUUUUAUUAUGAUAAGUGCUUGCCCAUGGGCUGUUCCAGCUCGUGUAAGAUUUUUGAGGCUUUUAGCUCCGCGUUAGAAUGGAUUGCACAUUACAAAUUGUCAACUCCGGGUAUUUUACAUAUCUUAGACGAUUUUCUCAUCAUUGAGUGUGAUACAGUUACAUGUUCGACAAAACUUUUAUCGUUUUUAAAAACUUGUGACGAUUUAGGGGUUCCCAUGGCGCCUGAAAAGACCGUUGGUCCAAGUACAGUUCUUUCUUUUGUGGGUAUCGAACUUGAUACUUGCAAAUUGGAAGCGAGGCUUCCUCAGGAUAAGAUAGACAAAUGUACUAACACGAUACAAGAUUUCCUAAAGCGCAAGAAAGUCACUCUAAAAGACAUGCAAUCUCUAAUAGGGUUGUUAAAUUUUACCUGCUCAGUAGUUGUGCCUGGAAGAACAUUUCUCCGACGAAUGAUUAACCUUACAGUAGGCAUCAGGCGACCAAUGCGUAUGAUUCGCUUAACGAGGGCAGUAAAAGGCGAUCUUCACUUGUGGUUGCAAUUCCUUACACAGUUCAAUGGCAAAUCAUUCGUUUUAGACUUCGUUUGGCUUUCAUCCGAUAUGAUACACCUAUACACUGAUGCUUCAGGCUCAUUAGGCUAUGACGCGGUUUUUGGUAGGAACUGGUUAUAUGGCGCUUGGCCCAAGCGUUGGAGCUCGCUUAAUAUAGUCAUACUUGAAAUGUUUCCGAUUGUAAUUAGUGUUGAAAUAUGGGCUAAUAGGCUGGCCAAUAAGUGUGUCACAUUCCAUACAGAUAACCAAGCGCUUGUAGAGGUUAUCAAUUAAAAAAACCACAAAAGAUAAAAAACUGUUGGUUUUAGUCCGCUCCUUGGUUUUGUCAUGUUUGAAGCAUAACAUACUUUUUAAGGCAGUUCAUCUGCCCGGUCUUUGUAACACAAGCGCUGACGCAUUAUCGUGUUUACAGGUAGACAAAUUUAAGUCCCUCGACCAGUAUGCAGCAGCCGAACCGACAAUUGUUCCUCCACAUCUGCUACCAGAAAACUGGCCGAUAUAACUAAAACACUUUUAGAGGCUAGCAUCAGUAGCGCUUCAGUUAAAGCUUACAAAAGGCCCUGGGCGCUAUUUACAUCUUGGGCCCAGCAAUUUUUAGGUGACAUGCUUAUUACGCUACCCAUUCAACCAGCUAUUUUAGCUUUCUUUAUUGCUCAUUUGUACUCUUCGAAAUACGCAGCGUCGUCCGUUACGACUUAUGUUUCUGCCAUUAGUUACGUACAUCAAUUAGCUGCAGUGGAUGAUCCCACCGAAGCAGCCAUUAUAAAUCAGCUCCUUAAGGGCUAUAGGAAGUUAGCUCCCACUAGAGAUAUUCGUUUACCGAUUACGUUACCAAUCCUAAACAAGCUAUUAGGAUCGUUUCAACACACAGUCUCAUCAGCAGAUCAAAUACAUUUGCUCUCAGCUAUGUGUGCCAUUGCAUUUUUUGCAUUUCUGCGAAUAGGAGAAAUAACAACAACUUCCGGU
Messenger RNA from Porites lobata, 3312 nucleotides. NCBI's taxonomy places the organism in Eukaryota, Metazoa, Cnidaria, Anthozoa, Scleractinia, Poritidae. The record is from the annotation of a GenBank genome assembly.